CAUAUAAAAAUGUACUAGAAAACCAAAAAAAAAACUUUAUCAUAAGAUUCAGUAUGGACCAUUAAUUUGUACACUCCAAAAAUUAUCUUAAGUCCAAUGUGUGUUUCAUAUACAUAACUUCCUUCUCAUGAAUGUGGAAAAUAUGAAUUCAAAUGAGAUGAAGAUUAGAGGAGAACUAGAAAGGGAUGUUGAAAGAGAUUUAGAGGAUGAAAUUAAAGAAGGAAUUUGCCAAUUAGCACUAAGAUUACAUAGGCUUUACAAACAUCAAGAGGAAAGGAAUAACACAAAGAAAGCAAUUGAUGACCAUGGUACAAGAGACAACGCACGAGGUACAAGCGCUAAAACGCUCUCCGAAGUGAACAUAAAUAUAAAAAUGGAAGGAGGUACGAAGAUUGAAAUAAAAGAAAUCAAGAAAGAAGCACGUCGUCGUAGUUUUAAGGUAUCGAGUAACGUGCAGAGAAUGGUUAAUACACGUCCACCAAAAUUUGAUUGGACGCAGAGUUUAAGGUCUGGACCUACUCCUGUUACAGGUUAUAAUAAGAUCGAUAACUUCAGAAAUCGAACUAAAAGUACUGUCAAGAGCGGUCAACAGAACGUUAAAGAUUCUGAAAGUGUUGGGACAAAAUCUUCUAAUUGUUUGAAGUAGAAGGAGGAGAGUUUAAAAUUGGGAAUUCAAUAACACAAUGUUAGAGUUUAUUCUUGUUUUUUUUUUUCUUGACCUAAUUUUGGGAUUUUAAUGUUGUUUGAUUUAAUAGGGUUACUAUAAUGUUGUGUGACAUAAUAAGAGACAAAAUGGGAUGGCAUUGACUAUAACAUAUGUAUUUAUUAUGACUUGUAGGGAAUUUGAGGAUUGAAGUGAA
This is a messenger RNA of Capsicum annuum, 860 nucleotides long. RefSeq lists its product as uncharacterized. The transcript has 2 exons. The coding region runs from base 128 to 646 and encodes 172 amino acids. The record is from RefSeq and is a predicted model, not a curated record. Lineage: Eukaryota; Viridiplantae; Streptophyta; Magnoliopsida; Solanales; Solanaceae.